AUGAAAAAAAUCACUAGUGGAACGUCAAAUGAAAUAAUGUCCAAGCUGGUAUGGAUAGAGUCUAGUGUGACGAACUUUGCUAGGCCGAACACGAUGAUCGUCAAUAAAAUGACGACAGAGAAUAAUGACGCCUGGGAGGAUUCUGAUGAAGAAAUUUCUGAGGAAAUAAUCAUGGUCGACAAAUCAACGAUGAUGCCAGACUUUUCAUCAAGUCAUACCAUAAAUUCCGGUGUGGCGGAAACUUCACGACGUUCGACCAGGGACUCUGGUGGCCCGUCCAAUGUCUCGGAUUCUCCUCGGCGUUCGAACAGUGAGUCCGACCGAACGGCGAUUUUAUCGGAUACUGCACGUCAUCUGACCAAAGAUUCUGGUGGCUUGUCCGGUGUGUCGGGUUCUCCUCGGCGUUCGAACAGUGAGUCCGACCGGACGGCGAUUUUAUCGGAUACUGCACGUCAUCUGAUCAAGGAUUCUGGUGGCUUGGCCGGUGUGCCAGGUUCUCCUCGGCAUUCGAGCAGUGAGUCCGACCGACGUAAUAAGUCCUAUCGAACGGCAAUUUCGUCGGAUACUACACGGCCUUUGAUUAGGGAAUCCAGUCAGAAAAAUUAUUCGCCAAAACGUUCGAUAAAUCAUAUCUUCCGCCCGCCCCGGGUGAUACAGGAGAAGAAGAACCCGGUGUGCAAAAACGUCGGGCAAACGGUGCCCGUUAUGAAAAUAGUCGAGUGCACCAAACACCUGAUGGCUGUUAUAGAGCAACUAAUGGUCGAUAUGCCGCCCACAAACAAGCACUAUAAUGCCGUGAUUGGUCUGCUCAACAAGGUACAGUGGUUGCUCAAGGACCUCGGCCAGACGUCUGGGUCGAGCGACCAAUCCCAAAUACUGAUGGAGAACUACGACAAUUACCGAAAGGCUUACUGCUGCCUCCGAAACCACAUUGCCUGUACGAAACAGCUGUCCGAGCAGCGUGAAAUUACCAGGCAACCACGGGAGGUUAACGUGGAUGAAGCAGAGCAGAUGCCGUCGAGUGAAGGAUAUAGUAACGGGAGUAACAUAUCUGUUGAUGUAUUUCAUAUCAUCGUGAUGAAAAACUCUAAAAUCAAAAGGAAUAUCAGCAGAAGACUUUAUAAGUGUCCAGGGAUGAUGAACCUGGACAUCUUUGAGAACAGAGACGCGAAACACCCCGACGAACCAACUAGAUUUGUCAAAGACGACAAGAAAAGGGACAAUUGGCCAAUAUCCCUUCUCAGAAACGCGUGCACUUUCUGUUUCCCGUUCUGUUAUGUAAAAUGA
Cinara cedri is the source of this 1287-nucleotide messenger RNA. Lineage: Eukaryota; Metazoa; Arthropoda; Insecta; Hemiptera; Aphididae. The record is from the annotation of a GenBank genome assembly.